AAACUAUAUUAGAGAAGGGAGACACAACUUUUUUCACAUAAAAUUAAAAAAAGAACAUGAAUUCCACCCACCCACUAUCACAACUCUAUACACUCUGAUUGAUCUCUCUCUGCAUAAACUUCUCCCUUCAUUUUUUUAAGAACAGUGGUUGGAUGAGAGUCAUCAGUCAUAUCAAACAUAUCAUACCAUACUUCCUAUUUUAAAGUUGUAUUAUGGAAGUACUUCCUUGUUCUGGUGUUCAGUAUGCUGGGGAAUCUGAUUGCCCUCAGCCAAGUUCAGGAACAGCUCUUGUAUACCAGGGAGAACCUAAUUGCCCUGAAAAUUGUGAUCAGGUUAAAUUGGAAGAUGAUCAAAUGAGUGACUCAUUGCUUAUGGACGGGCCUCAAAUAGAAAGAAAAAGUCAAGGACAACAGACUGCUUGUGAACUCUUGAAUACAGAUUGCCAAUGCCGUGAAGCUUCAUAUUGUGACUGUCAAGUGGAAGGCCAGAAGGAUUCCUAUAGUUUCCACAAUGUUGAAGAUGAUGAAAUAAAGGAACCUUGCUUAACCUUUGAGAACUCUCUCUCUAUUCCAGAUACAAUUGAAAGUGAAUCACCAGACAAUAGCGAGGAGCGAGAAUUGUCAUUUUCUGAGCCCACUUGGUUAACAGGGGACGAGCCUUUGGCAUUGUGGGUCAAGUGGAAAGGGAAGUGGCAGGCUGCUAUCAAAUGUGCAAGGGCUGACUGGCCAUUAUCAACUUUGAAAGCAAAACCAACUCACCACCAGAAGAAAUAUUUUGUCAUAUUUUUUCCCCACACAAUGAAUUAUUCUUGGGCUGAUAUGCUACUUGUACGAUCAAUUAAUGAGUUUCCCCAGGCCAUUGCAUAUGAAACUCAUCAGGCAGGAUUGAAAAUGGUAAAAGAUUUGACUAUUGCACGACGGUUUGUAAUGCAAAAGCUAGCUAUUGGAGUACUGACCAUUGUUGAUCAACUUCAUCCUAGUGCCUUGAUAGAAACUGCUCGUGAUGUGAUGGUUUGGAAGGAAUUUGCUAUGGAGAUUUCUCAUUGUAACAGUUAUUCAGAUUUUGGAAGAAUGCUUCUAAAGCUACAAAAUAGCAUAGUGAAGCACUACACAAAUGCUGACUGGAUACAAAAUGCAUCUUACUUUUGGGCUGAACAAUGCCAGAAUGCAAACAGUGCUGAAUCAGUAGAGCUACUUAAGGAGGAAUUGUUUAAUUCUAUUUUGUGGAAUGAUGUCAACACUCUCUGGGAAACACUGGCGAAACCAACAUUAGGUUCUGAGUGGAAAACCUGGAAGCAUGAUGUGAUGAAAUGGUUUUCCAUAUUACAUUCCAUUUCUAGCAGUACAGACAUACAACAGGAGACCUCUGAUGGUUUGUACCAAGUAAGCCUUCAGGUUGGUAGAAAAAGGCCCAAACUUGAAGUUCGUCGUGCAGAUCAUACUUCCCUGAUGGAAAACAAGGUUUCAGAUUGCCCUAUUACUCUUGAGACUGACCCAGGUUUCUGUAGGAAUCAGGACAUAUUAAGUACUCCAUUAGCAUCUGAGACUUCUAAACAGGAAGAUGUUAAGGAGGUACCUGUUGCAACUGAUUUGUCUUGUGAUUUGACCAAUAAAUGGAAUGAAAUUGUAGUUGAGGCUGCCGAUUCUAAGAUCUUUCAUAUCAAUGAAAUGGAAUCAACACCUAUGAAUGAAAUGGUUGGUCAAAAAUUUGUAGAACCUGAUCCUAAGAAUCGACAAUGCAUUGCUUAUAUCGAAGCCAAGGGAAGACAGUGUGUUAGGUGGGCAAAUGAUGGUGAUGUAUACUGUUGUGUGCAUUUGUCAAGUCGUUUUAUGGGAAGCUCAGGGAAAUCUGAAAAACCUGUUUCAGUUGAUACUCCAAUGUGUGGAGGUACAACUGUUCUUGGUACUAAAUGUAAACAUCAUGCCCUUCCUGGCUCGUCAUUUUGUAAGAAACACCGUCCCCAUGCUGAAACAGAGACCUCAAAUUUAACCGAGAGUACUAUGAAGAGGAAACAUGAAGAAAAUCAUAUUGGUUCAGAGGGCUUGAUCAGAAAAGACUUGGCAUUGAUAAAUGCUGCAAGUCCAUUGCAAGUAGAUCCAGUGUCAGCCAAUGAUGGUGAUUCCUUCCUUGAAAGAAGUAACUCAGAUGAGAAGCCCAUCCUUUGUGGCAAUGAUCCAAUUGCAAUGGAGGCAAUUCACUGUAUAGGCUCUCCUCCAUAUGAUAACAAGGACUCUUGUUCGGAAGCACCCAAGUGGUAUUUCUUGUACUGUGAAAAUCACCUUCCAAGCUGGCUUAAACGUGCAAGGAAUGGGAAGAGUAGGAUAAUAUCAAAAGAAGUAUUCACAGAAAUUUUAAGGGACUGCCGCUCAUGGGAACAAAAGGUGCAUCUGCAUAAAGCAUGCGAACUUUUUUACAGGCUAUUCAAAAGCAUUUUGUCACUAAGAAAUCCAGUUUCCAAGGAAGUUCAGUUCCAAUGGGCUCUGACCGAAGCCUCAAAAGAUACUAGUGUUGGAGAAUUCCUUACAAAGUUGGUUCAUAGUGAAAAGGAGAGAAUCAAAUUGAUUUGGGGAUUCAAUGAUGAAAUAGAUAUAUCCUCAGCAUUGGAAGGACCACCUCUUGUUCCUUCCCUAAUUAAGGACAGCUUUGAUAAUGAAAAUCCCAUUAAGUGUAAGCUUUGCUGUGCAAAAUUUCCUGACGACCGAACACUUGGUAACCAUUGGAUGGACAAUCAUAAAAAGGAAGCACAGUGGCUGUUCAGAGGUUAUGCUUGUGCCAUUUGUCUAGAUUCAUUUACUAACAAGAAACUAUUGGAAACCCAUGUUCAGGAGAGACAUCAUGUGCAGUUUGUUGAGCAGUGCUUGCUUCUCCAAUGUAUUCCUUGUGGUAGUCAUUUUGGAAAUAUGGAGCAGUUAUGGCUGCACGUUUUAUCAGUUCACCCUGCUGAAUUUAAGCCAUCAAAAGCUCCUGAGAAGCAAACUUCCCCUACUUGCAAGGAUUCUCCAGAAAAACUUGAGCAGGGAAAUUCAGCUUCUUUGGAAAAUAAUUCUGAGAAUCCAGGUGGUUCACGGAAGUUUGUUUGCAGGUUUUGUGGGCUGAAAUUUUAUUUACUACCUGACCUAGGUCGCCAUCAUCAAGCUGCUCAUAUGGGACGUAAUCCAGUUAGCGGCCCCUCUGGGAAGAGGGGAAUUCGUCAUUAUACUCAUAGAUUAAAAGCUGGCAGACUUAGCCGUCCUAGAUUUAAAAAAGGUUUAUCAGCAGCUUCUAUUAGGAUCAGGAAUAGGGCUAAUGCUAAUUUAAAGAGACGCAUUCAGGCAACAAAGUCACUUGACAUGGUGGAAACAACCAUUCAAUCAAAUCUAUCCGAGACAGCAAAUAUUGGUAAAUUGGCAGGGUAUCAAUGCUCAGCAGUUGCAAAAAUUUUGUUUCCUGAGAUUCAGAAGACUAAACCUCGGCCUAACAAUCUUGAUAUCUUGUCAAUUGUUCGUUCUGCUUGCUGCAAAGUUAGUCUUAAAGCCUCGCUUGAGAAGAACUACGGAAUUCUGCCUGAAAGGCUCUAUUUGAAGGCAGCAAAACUUUGCAGCGAAUAUAACAUUCUGGUAAAUUGGCACCAGGAGGGGUUCAUUUGUCCUAGAGGUUGUAAGGUUUUGAAAGACCAAAGGCAGCUCUCUCCAUUAGUAUCUCUUUCUAAUGGUUUCCUAAAGCUAAAAUCUGUAAAUUUAUCAGAUCCUGCAAGUAAUGAGUCGGAGGUGGAUGAGUUUCACUACAUCAUCGAUUCACACCAUCUAAAAAUAGGAUCCUUACAAAAGGCUAUAGUCUUGUGUGAUGACAUAAGCUUUGGGAAGGAAUCAAUUCCAGUGAUUUGUGUAGUAGAUCAAGAUAUUCUAAAUUCUCUUCCUAAGCAUGGUCCCAAUGAGCAAGAUAUAAAUCUUUCUAGACCUUGGGAGAACUUUACCUAUGUUACAAAACCAAUGCUUGAUCAAGCACCUAAUCUUGAUUCUGAGAGUCUGCAACUGAGAUGUGCUUGCACAUUUUCUGCGUGCUGUCCUGAAACCUGUGAUCAUGUCUACCUUUUUGAUAAUGACUAUGAUGAUGCAAAAGACACGUAUGGGAAAUCAAUGCGUGGCAGGUUCCCUUACGAUGAGAAUGGUCGAAUAAUAUUGGAGGAAGGUUACCUUGUGUACGAGUGUAACCAUAUGUGCAGAUGUAAUAAAAUCUGUCCAAACAGAAUAUUGCAGAAUGGUAUAAGGGUCAAAUUGGAAGUAUUUAAAACAGAGACGAAGGGAUGGGCAGUAAGGGCUGGUGAGGCUAUCCUUCGUGGCACAUUUGUGUGUGAGUACAUUGGAGAGGUUUUAGAUGAGAAGGAGGCACACAACAGGCUCAAAAGAUACGGCACAGAACACUGCAGUUAUUUCUAUGAUGUUAAUGCUCAUGUUAAUGAUAUGGGUAGAUUGAUUGAAGGACAGGCCCGAUAUUUCAUUGAUGCUACUAGAUUUGGAAAUAUCUCUAGGUUCAUCAAUAACAGCUGCUCACCCAAUCUUAUCAGUUACCAAGUUCUCGUAGAAAGCAUGGAUUGUGAACGUGCAAAUAUUGGGCUUUAUGCAAAUCGAGAUAUUGCUUUGGGUGAAGAAUUGACAUAUAACUAUCAAUAUGAGCUUGUGCCUGGUGAGGGAUCACCUUGCCUUUGUGGCUCUGUAAAGUGCCGGGGACGCCUGUACUAGAUACAACCUCAACAUCCAUGUUGUUGCAAUAAUAUUAUUUCCAGAAUGCCCAAUGAAGUAGCAAAUGAGUUACUCAACAUUUCAGGAUUACAGUGUGGUAAUAGUGCCUGCCUAACUUUGAAGGGUCACAGUAGUCUUUAUGUUAUGCCCCCUAAUAGAUGAUAUAAUACAAGUCAAAGCACCUCAUGGAGGCAAGCAACCUGUGUGAAGCCAGGUAUUAAUUGCCAGCUGUCUCUGCUAAACUUGAUUGAGUUCAAGUGAUUUGGAUUCUUUGCUGUGUACAGUUCUCUCCCUUCCUCAGCUUUUGUAUCUUAGGCACCUUUUUUCAUGAAAUAAUUAGGGACAACCUUCUGUCUCCCACACUCUGCAAAAGAAGUCCAAGGAAAAGAGACAUUUCGCAAGUUAAAGCUGUCUGGAUUGGCAAUUGUUAUUCUUUUCUCUUCCUCAUUUUCUUCUUUUUGCUUUCUAUCCAUGUCUCAACAUCUUUGAUAGUGUUGCAGGAAUGUAAAUAUGUCCAACGAUUAAACUUAUCUGCCCUUUCUUUUGUCUGAUAAAUUACUCAAUAGAGUUUGCUUGCUUGUUAAUUUUGU
Molecule: messenger RNA, 5308 nt
Organism: Abrus precatorius (Indian licorice)
Lineage: Eukaryota; Viridiplantae; Streptophyta; Magnoliopsida; Fabales; Fabaceae
Product: histone-lysine N-methyltransferase SUVR5-like
Exons: 12
Coding region: 213-4718 (1501 amino acids)
Cellular component (GO): nucleus
Molecular function (GO): histone methyltransferase activity; zinc ion binding; protein binding
Source: RefSeq, a predicted model, not a curated record